UGGAUAGGCCUCGGUUUGAGCGCAGACCGCGAACCAGGGAACCUGGGAUGUAUUCGGGUAGGCCGCGGUAUGAGUACGUACCGCGACCCAGUGCACCUGAGACAUAUUCGGGUGGUUCAAGGGGUUAUGAGAGAAGUCGUUCUGGGACUAAGCGGGCUAGCGAGGAUGAUGGUUGGGGGGGACCCAUCCGGAAAACUCGUCCUUGUCCGGUGCCUGGCUGUUCAGUUAGGCCUAGAGGCCCGAUCAAAUGGCAUAUAUACUCUCAUAUGCCGGAGUGUUUUCGUUUUUUGCGAACUGCAAUUGGGCCUAUGCGGGAUGUUACUCUGGCGCAAGUCGGUUGCUUGCGUUACAUCGCAAAGACGCUUACGGGGUCCGAUGAUUUGCAGGGAUUGAAGUCCCUGUGCGCGAGUCAGACUUGGGAAUACACGAAUGACGUGCCAGAGCAUCUCGAGCGGGAAGCUCAAUAUUUCCUGUCAGAGAUGCACUGGAAGAAUCCCGGGGCAGUGAUCGUGCACCCACCUAAUAGUCCUGCGGCUUUGUUACACUGGAGGUGGUUGGCGUUUUUGACGUCUAAAUUGACCACCCCCCAGUGGAGAGAGUUGCAGCGCCUUGGUCGCCGAGUCGCGGUAGCGCCGCGCAAAGUUGUGGAGGAACCUCCUUCCCGGAAGGUGAGCCCGGGUGCUCCUGAUGUUCGUCCCCAGGCCUCCUUUGAUGCCGGGUCGGAUAUCCCAGAGGCACGGGUUCCAUCUCCUGCGAGGGAAGCACCAGAGGUAAGUCCUAUGGAUGUUACACCCCCGGUUUCCGGUUCCGAGCCAGCUCCUGAGUCAACUUAUUCUCAGAUGACUCAGAGGCCGGCAGUUCCCCGGGCUUUUGAUAGCCAUUUUCAUUUGGACCGGAUGGAGUCCGUUCAAAAGAAAAAGGGGAUGGAGUGUGUGACUGCCAUUUCGGGCAGGGCCCCCAAUGUUCCUGUGCGUCUUUGUGGGGGGGUAAUGAAUUACGUUGACCCUCGUCGAUUUCAUGAAAUUCGGCUCCCUGCAGAUCCAUGUUUCCCUGUGUCGGUUGGGAUUCACCCGAAGCACGCGGGAAUUUCGAGUAUUGGGUGGCGUGAUGUGGACCUGGUCGCAGAUAUGGUGUGUGGGGGUCAAGUGGUGGCAAUCGGGGAGAUGGGGUUGGAUUUCUCCGUGGCUGCUGAUCGCUGGGAACCUCAGCGCCGUUUGCUGGCUGCGCAGCUUGCGAUUGGGUGUGCGGGACGUGUUUUAAUCCUGCACCUGCGGGGGGAGAAGUCCGAUCCACUCGGAAUAGCUCCUUCUCGGGAAUGUCGCAGAAUAGUGGGCAAGCAUGUAACCCGGCAUCAGAGGAUUCACAUCCACUGCUGUUCCUUGGGUUCCGGGGAGAUCGCUGCCUGGAGAAAGGAGUACCAGCAUGUGUACUUUGGAUUUACUCCUAUGGUAAGUCAAUUCUCCCCGGCUCAGCUUGCGGCUUUGAAGCAGGUUCCUCUGGACAGGCUUCUGUUGGAGACGGAUUCCCCGUAUUUCCCUCCCCAGGGAGUGAAGCAUUCCACUCCUGCUUACAUCGGGGAGGUGGGGGCAAUGGUGGCCUCUGCGCGGGAAGAGCCCCUGCUCAAAGUACUGGAGGCUACCACUAAGAACGGGCUUCAUCUCUAUAAGCUCCGGUAAGGGAUGAUGUUUGUUAUCCCUGUAAGGUUUUUAGGGGGAUGAUGUUGUUGAUUAUCCUUACAAUAUGUUGAUUAUCCCUGUAAUAUCUUAAGGGGGAUGAUGUUUAUUAUCCCUACAAUGUUUUAAGGGGGAUGAUGACGGUGACUCCUGCAAUGAUUUGAGUGGGGUGUCGAAGUGACUGACCCCUGUAAUGUUUUCCUUGAACAAUUCCCUCCGGGAUAUCGGGGAAUAGUGAUUAUUGGGGGAUGUUUGUGAUUUGUGGAGAAUGUUUGAUGAUUUGUAUAGAUGUAGCAAACUGGGUGUGGUCUUUUCGAGGCCAUUUUAUUUAAACUGCAUUGGUUUAAAAUAAAUUGCACAUUGCUGGCACUCGAUUCGCCCUUUGAUUUCGUUUGCUUCUGCUUUUCCUUUCCAAAAACGAAAAAACUAUACUGUUUGGAUCACCCUUGUUUGUUUUUUUCAGUACAAAGAAAGGGGAUCGGCAUGUUAUUUUUCUAUUAUUCUGUGUAUAAUGAAAUUGCCCUUUUGAGGGCGUGAUAGUUUUUUUAUUUAUGGGAUGUAUAAUAGGGUUGUCCUUUGUAAAUUGGCAAAGGAGGGAGGGUUUUGUUCACGGAAAGAGUAAGAAAUUCUUUUUCCCGGAGGAUGGCAUUGUUUUCUGUACAUUUUGUGUGUUGUUAUUGAUGGACCUGGCUGUUGCAAAAGCCGGUCUUAACGGGUUUCAGCCACUAAUUGUGGCACCCGAGUUUUUUUUGAGGGGUUCAGUUCUCCCUGGGAUGAGUUCUUUGAAACGGGGGGGAAUGUAGUAGUUUUUUAUAUCAAGCUACGCUAGCAGACGACGACAGCCGUAUCCAGUAGCAGCCUACGCUAGCAGACGACGUCUGCAGUCUGCAAUAGCCACCCUCACCA
Molecule: messenger RNA, 2579 nt
Organism: Strongylocentrotus purpuratus (purple sea urchin)
Lineage: Eukaryota; Metazoa; Echinodermata; Echinoidea; Camarodonta; Strongylocentrotidae
Exons: 1
Coding region: 48-1676 (542 amino acids)
Molecular function (GO): hydrolase activity, acting on ester bonds
Source: RefSeq, a predicted model, not a curated record